Messenger RNA from Mizuhopecten yessoensis (Yesso scallop), 6113 nucleotides. RefSeq names its product 1-phosphatidylinositol 4,5-bisphosphate phosphodiesterase eta-2-like. The transcript is spliced from 22 exons. The coding region runs from base 358 to 2631 and encodes 757 amino acids. The record is from RefSeq and is a predicted model, not a curated record. Gene Ontology annotation, molecular function: calcium ion binding; phosphatidylinositol-4,5-bisphosphate phospholipase C activity. Lineage: Eukaryota; Metazoa; Mollusca; Bivalvia; Pectinida; Pectinidae. Gene Ontology annotation, biological process: phosphatidylinositol-mediated signaling; lipid metabolic process.
AGCCGGGGCGUCACGGGCAUUGGGUUCAGUAACGCCUGUGUAUAUACAGGUACACUAGCUGUCCCUACGGAUUGAGAUAUGAUUUUACAUACAUCUGUAUUGGUCCCCAAACACUUAACUGUCUGAGUAUGAUUUCCACCUACUUAUAUGUAGGUGAAUAGCAGUUACAUGUACCACUGGAGUGUAAAAGGAGAAAUACCAUUCUGUAGAUUGUGCUCAAGUCUACACUGCUGUUUCAAUGGAUAUGUGCAUCUGCCGGGAGACUUGUCUUCUAUACCGUGUUUUAAGAUAACUUGUAAGGAUUUGGUGUGUGUUACCUACAAGUGUUAAUUUGUGUGGUUUUCGCGUACAGUAAUCAUGUCUGAUAAAGGUUUAGAGAUGUCAGCCCAGGAUCAUCCUGUGUAUGAAAGCCACAGGCAACAAGUGGACCGAGUUCUCAGCGACUUGUCCCGUGGCACCUUGCUCCACAAGGUCAAGAGUGGGGGCAUGUUGUACCCGCGUACGUUCUUCUUAGACACAAAAGACAUGGUUCUACGCUACACGGGCUCGGAGAAACGCUUCCGUAAAAAGAAACUUUCAUGGCAAAUUUCCAAGAUCCGUGAAGUUCGGGACGGAGAAAAGGAUUACUCCAAAAGAUUGGACCCUUUUGAUACGCCAGCACUGAGAGGGCGUUGCUUCGCAGUGAUAUUUGGAGCCAACCAUGAGGUAUUGUACCUGUACUCCAACUCCAUAUACGAGCGGGACAUGUGGGUCAAGGGCAUCCAGUUCGCCAUUCACAUGGAACAGUACAUGGACCAGAAACAGCAGGCAGACAGAUGGAUCAAAGAUGCCUUCAAUAUGGCCGAUAAAAACAACGACGGCAGUCUGGACUUUGAGGAAGUCAUGAAGCUUCUGAAGCAGUUGAAUGCCGACAUGGAUAAAAAAUACGUCAAAGCCUUAUUUGAUAAAGCUGACACAGAGAAGUCUGGUAAAGGCAGGUCUCGCCUGGACAAUGCUGAGUUUGUACAGUUCUAUCAUCUACUCACAGAGAGGGCGGAGGUUGAGGAAAUAUUCCUCAGAUAUGAUGGCGGUAAAGGGUAUAUGGACUGCCUAGAUCUCCAGCGCUUCCUCAAAAAUGACCAAAAGGUGACCAUGCAGGAGGACGAUGUCAACGAGGUCAUCGCAGCGUAUGAGCCUCAGAAACAAUUACAGUUAGAUGACCAUAUGAGCCUUAUAGGUUUCAGGACAUUCCUUACCAGUCGUGACCAACAGAUGUUCAAUCCAGCAUGUCGCCGCGUGUACCAGGACAUGACACAACCCAUCACUAAUUAUUAUAUCUCCUCAUCUCAUAACACAUACCUAGUGGAGGAUCAGCUGAAGGGCCCGAGCCGUGUCGAGGCCUACAUCACUGCCCUCUCACGCGGCUGUCGCUGUGUAGAACUUGAUUGCUGGGACGGCCCAGACGAUGAGCCUGUUAUUUACCAUGGUUACACACUCACCUCUAAGAUCCUGUUCCGUGACGUGAUUGGUGCCAUUAAAGACUAUGCCUUCCACUCUUCACCAAGGGAUCAGGGUGACAGAAGUUACCCUGUGAUCCUGUCCAUAGAAAACCAUUGUUCUAUAAAGCAGCAGACGGUCAUGGGCAAACAUAUACGCAACAUUCUAGGAGAUCUGGUGUAUGCACCGACAGAACUUCCAAACAAGAUUCCAUCCCCUGCUGACUUGAUGGGCAAAAUUGUCCUGAAGGGUAAGAAGCUGCCUUGGAGUCACAGUACAGAAGAAGCAGAGGUGAGUGACGAGGAGGAUGAGGCAGCAGAGAGCCAGGAGGAGAGUAAGAGCAAGGAUAAAAGCAAGCACAAACUUUCCAGACAUUUCUCAGAUGUCGUCGGCAUGAAGGCUAUUAGCUUCAAGUCUACAGACGAGGCCAUCGCAUCAAAUGGUAUUUUUGUGUCACUUGGGGAGAGCAAAGUUCUCAAGAUGAUCGGAAAUGAUAUAAAAGAUGUGAACAGACUUAGUCAACAGAUGCUGGUGAGAACGUAUCCUUCAGGGUCCCGCACCGAUUCCAGUAACUAUAACCCUGUACCCAUGUGGGCAGCUGGAUGUCAAGUGGUUGCGCUGAACUUCCAGACGACCGGUGCAGAACCGAUGCAGUUACUACACGGGAAGUUCCUGGACAACGGAGGCUCGGGAUAUGUACUGAAACCUGAAUUUAUGUUAUCAGCUGAGAAGUUUUCUUCACAAUUGGAAAAACCGACAAAGAAGAAGAAGCUGGUAAUGAAGAUGAUAAGUGGAUACCAGAUUCCUAAGCCUAAAGAUUCAAAGAAAGGGGAAGUCAUUGAUCCGUUCAUCAAGAUUGAAGUUCACGGAUCCAAGGCAGACAACCAACAAGUCAAGACAAGUGUUAUACAGAACAAUGGGUUCAACCCCCAGUGGAACGAGACGGUGAGCUUCAACUUGAACUCCCCCGAGUUGGUGUUAUUGCGGUUUGUUGUGUACGACAGCGACAGAUACGUUGAUGAUUUCAUCGGCUACUACGUCAUGCCACUCUCCUGUCUUCAGCAGGGGUACCGCCAUUUUCCAUUGUUCAACAAGACCGGUGACCAGCUGCCUCAGGCAUUAAUAUUUGUCCACACUGAGAUAGUGGAUGCCUGAUGAAAAUUGUAUUAUCUGUAGAUGACCAUCUGCUUCUCUUGUUGACCGUUUAGGCCUUAACAAGUAUAGAUAUACAAUAAGUCUGUAUCAGAAGAAGAAAUUUCACAUAACUUGUACCUAGAUUUGACCAAGCAUUUUACGCAGUAGUAACCUCGUGAUGGACACUCUGGGUGAAUCAGCCUUCAUUCCACUGAUGAAAGACAUGUACAUAUGUAGGAAUGUGACAAAUUUAAACUGAUUAACGUUGACUCGGUUGUAUGAAUCAUUUUGAUUCUGAUGGACGUGAGACCAUUGUAGAUGUAUUGGGCAUUAAUCUCUUGCUGGGUGCUGGACCAGUCAAACAUGUUACCUGGCCCAUUGAUUUGGACUGGAUAUCACGUGACUUAAAACCAGUAGACUUAUCGGGUCAGCUAUACACUGAUGGAGACUGAUAUGUCAGUAUAGUCAUUGCUUUUAUCAUCAGCUGCGACAAAAGUUUGGUACAGAAAUGCACGAAACAGUGCCGCAAUGAUUGAUUGAGUAUUAAAUCAGAUAGGAAUGGGUACUGUGUGGAACUUGUGACACUAAGACCUGAAUUAGAUCAGCUGUUGAGUUUAAGACUGAUCGAGAGCUAAGGCAGCUCUGAAUAUCAUAGACCGAGAGCUGAAGCAACUAUGGAUCUUUAGGCUGGAAGCUCAGACAUCUGUGAAACUUAUUGCUGAGAGGUGAGUCAGCUGUAGACUGAGAGGCGAGUCAGCUGUAGACUGAGAGGCGAGUCAGCUGUAAACUGAGAGGUGAGUCAGUUGUAGACUGAGAGGUGAGUCAGCUGUAAACUGAGAGGUGAGUCAGCUGUAGACUGAGAGGCGAGUCAGCUGUAGACUGAGAGGCGAGUCAGCUGUAGACUGGGACUGAAAACUGAGGCAAUUGUGGAAGUGGCAUCGCACUGAGGCACUUGUCGAUGGAGACUUGUGUUAAGGCAAUGGUGGAGGAAGGAGACUCGCAAAGGCAGUUGGCGUAGCCCAGGCUCCUGCUCAGGCAGUUAGUGAAGAUAGAGCCUUAAUAGUCGAGGCCUUUUGGGAGGAGGCCAAGAGUCAAGGCAUCUGUAUGAAUGGAUUGGAUUAACUUAAUACAUUGCCUUGUUCAACUGUACAUUUAACUAUUUUUAAAUAUAGUCGGUUUUUUUUUUAACCUAUUUCACUUCAUUUUUUUUUUUAUCUAUUUCACUUUAAUAUUAUGUCCAACAACAAACUUAAACUGCAAAAAAAUAAUUCAACUAUCACUUUCAUUCUUUAUCUUUACUGGUAAAUCAGAUUUAUAUUUCUAGGUGUGCAAGUUCAACUGCAUAAGUAUCUAGAUUUGUAUAAUGUAGUGAAAUAAUCUGAUGUUUGAAGGUGAAAUAGCCUGCCUUUCAUUUUCCAUCAGUCAGCUUUUUUUAUGCAAAAUUAAUUGUUUAAUUAUAAUUAUAACCAGUCAGCAUUGAACCAGCUACUUUAGAAAAUUAACCACCAGUUUGAUACUUAGCAAGAACAAUGCUUAAUUGUGAAGAAAAAUUUGACAAGGCAGAUUUUAUAUAUAUUUAUUACGAGUUCUGACUGUUAAUUAACAUACAAUUUCUCAAGCAGCAUUGAGUCAUGCUAGUUCUCAGUGUUAAGCGACUACUGGUGGUAACAUCACUUUGUUACUAACAGACCAGGAAGCUAUUUAAUAACCUGCCAUUUAUUUAUCUACGAAGAGAUGUGAUGUUUUAUACAAAUUGUGAUAUUUUAUAAACUUUGUGUGUGGUCUACUAGCUCUAUCAGUUGAAAUCAGCAUAAAACAAGCAAACAAAUUGAAAAACACUUGAUAUACAGCUGUUGAAAUGUAUACUGCUUGUUUACAUAAAAAAUAUCUUUCCAUUUUGGUGAUAACAUUUCACUGUUUUAUGUAUAGAAACAAAUGGUUAACUGUCAAUAAUAACAUAUCUUCACUGUUGUGUACUGUUUACAUAAAGGCAUCUUUACUGCAUGCUGGUGUACAAAUUAUAUUUAACUGUUUUUCAUUACUGCUGGUUAAAUUUGAUUAGUAUAUAGGUAUCAUGUAACAUUUAUCAUUUGGCUUGUGUUAUAUUAUGAAGGUGAUAUGUUGAUUGUCUUUUUCACUGCUGUUACCAUUUUUCGCCAAUAUUUGAUUGUGUAAAUAAUCUAGUACAAUAAUACAAUGUGCUAGUAUAUAAAUAUAUAUAUAGUUAACUUUCAGAUGACAUUUUACACCUUGUAUAGCCUAGUAAAUCUAUUACAUUUUUAUACAAAUCUAGAACUUCUUUAUACGGAAAAUCUGACAUGCUGUAGGGUUAUUGUUACUAAAUUCUGUAGGGUUAUCGUUACUAAAUUCUGUAGGAUUAUUGUUACUAAAUUCUGUAGGGUUAUUGUUACUCAAUUCUGUAGGGUUAGUGUUGUUACUAAAUUCUGUAGGGUUAUUGUUACUAAAUUCUGUAGGGUUAUUGUUAUUCAAUUCUGUAGGGUUAUUGUUACUAAAUUAUGUAGGGUUAUUGUUACUAAAUUCUGUAGGGUUAUUGUAAUUAUAAAUACUGCAGACUUAUUGUUACUCAAUGCUGUAGGGUUAUUGUAAUUAUAAAUACUGUCGAGUUAUUGUUACUCAAUGAUGUAGGGUUAUUGUAAUUAUAAAUACUGUAGAGUUAUUGUAACUCAAUGCAGUAGGUUAACUGUUACUAAAUGUUGUAGGGUUAUUGUUACUUUUGUGUUGUAUUCACACGAAACCUCAACGACUGUGGUACGAUAAGGAUCUAGCAAUGAGAUAAAGGGGUCUUAUUAUAGAGGUGUCCAAAGGGGUCUUAUAGAGGUGUACAAAGGGCCGGUCUUACAGAGGUGUCCAAAGGAGUACGGUAGAGAGGGUACAAUAGGGGUCCAGUCAUGUGAUAAAUGGGAUCCAAUGUAUUCUAAAGGGAUGUGAUAACAGGGAUAAAAUAUAGGAUCUGGCCGCGGUCGAGAUAUAAGGGGAUGUAGGGGCUGAUAAAAUAUAGGAUCUGGCUGUGGUCGAGAUAUAAGGGGAUGUAGCUAAAGGGGCUGAUAAAAUAUAGGAUCUGGCCAUGGUCGAGAUAUAAGGGGAUGUUGGGGCUGAUAAAAUAUAGGAUCUGGCUAUGGUCGCGAUAUAAGGGGAUGUAGGGGCUGAUAAAAUAUAGGAUCUGGCCAUGGUCGAGAUAUAAGGGGAUGUAGGGGCUGAUAAAGUCAUGGAAACAUUUAUUGUAUCAAAUUUUAAGUCUGUACUUUAUAGUUAGUGUAGCAUAUGUAGGAUAUGUUAUCAUGUAUAUGUUACGAAACAGAUUUGUGUUUUCACAGACACAUAUUACAAUGAAAUGUGUACACUUAGUACUAUUGGACAGUCAAUAUUGUAAUGUUUCAUUUUUCUUUUCUUUUUCUGUGAUUUUUUCCCCUUAAAAUUUAUCACACUCAAACUAUUUCAUAAUUAGAUUUUUAUCAAUGAAUAUUAGUGGUCCGUUUACAUUG